This is a messenger RNA of Helianthus annuus (common sunflower), 927 nucleotides long. Its product is annotated as auxin response factor 18-like. The transcript is spliced from 2 exons. The record is from RefSeq and is a predicted model, not a curated record. Lineage: Eukaryota; Viridiplantae; Streptophyta; Magnoliopsida; Asterales; Asteraceae. Gene Ontology annotation, biological process: response to hormone; regulation of DNA-templated transcription. Gene Ontology annotation, molecular function: protein binding; DNA binding. The coding region runs from base 225 to 776 and encodes 183 amino acids.
UAUUGCAGAGAAACAACAUGAGCAAUUAUUGGUUCCAUGAAAGAUGAACACCGAGCUUUGGAGUUGGCGAUUGAUGAGAUGCAAAAUGAGAUCAACCAGAAAGAAUCUGAAAUCAAAGAUUGGAAAAACAGCCGGCAAAUGCCACUGAAAAUCUGGUCAGUCAGUUCUAAUGACACGUUGAAUUAUCGACACAACGUAACUAGUAAGGUCAAAGAAAGAAGCCCAUGGGAAUAUCCCAAGAAGCCCAAGCAAACAAAUUCGAAAAUGAAAACGCUUCCUGUUUGCUAACAAUCGGGAAUGUUAGUAACUCGAAAGCCAGCUUGAAAAGCGAGAAAAAACCGACCUUUUUGUUGUUUGGUCAGCCAAUAUUCACCGAACAACAGCUUUCCGAUAGCAGUUCUGGAGACACAGUGGCCGACCAGUCUGAUGGUUCGGUGGUGGUUCAAAAUGGUCCAGUGGAGAGCUCAUCCGAUGAAGCUGGUCCAUGGUUUAAGGACCUAAGUUCCGAAUUCGGGCAUGAGACCGGGCAUUGCAAGGUUUUCAUGGAGUCCGAAGACGUGGGCCGGACUCUUGAUCUGGCUGCUUUUCAUACAUAUGGAGAGUUGCACCGAAAGCUAGCUGAUAUGUUCUGUGUCGAGAAAUCGGUAAUGCUCAUCAACUUGAUUUACCGCACCACAUCGGGUGCGGUUAAACACACCGGUGACGAACCCUUCAGUGAGUUCUCAAAGACAGCUCAAAGGCUAACAAUUGUGAUGGAUUCUGGUGGUGAAGUGUAAGAGUUAUUUUUAGUGACAGAUUAACAAGUUCUUGUAGUGUGUACGGUAGUCGCUAAUUCGGAUUCUUACGAAAUCUUGUUUUAGUUUCUGGUUGUCGUGGUAAAGUCCAUAUCAACCAAUUUUUGGACGGUUUUAGUUUAUGUUUUCUGUA